This is a messenger RNA of Salmo salar (Atlantic salmon), 4669 nucleotides long. Its product is annotated as alpha-1,6-mannosylglycoprotein 6-beta-N-acetylglucosaminyltransferase B. The record is from RefSeq and is a predicted model, not a curated record. Gene Ontology annotation, biological process: protein N-linked glycosylation. NCBI's taxonomy places the organism in Eukaryota, Metazoa, Chordata, Actinopteri, Salmoniformes, Salmonidae. Gene Ontology annotation, cellular component: Golgi apparatus. Gene Ontology annotation, molecular function: alpha-1,6-mannosylglycoprotein 6-beta-N-acetylglucosaminyltransferase activity.
AUUAUCUUGGCAAAGGAGAAAUGCUCACUAACUUGGGAUGUAAACAAAUAUGCAAAAAAAUGUAGAGAAAUAAGCUUUUUGUGCGUAUGAAAAAGUGUAUAUGAUAUUUUAUUUCAGCUCAUGAAACCAACACUUUACACGUUGCGUUUAUAUUUUUGUUCAGCGUAGUUAGCCAACACUGACUAGGAUAAUUCAUUUGACAGGCGACAAGGUGCCGACACCACAACUCUGCAUAGCUAUAUGGGGCUGGGUCUACCCUGUCCUGUCUGUCUCAAAGCCAGCUUUUCUAUGACCAUGGAGUUGGUUAAUGGAGCCUUUGUUACAUGCCAGCUGCUGGCAUCAGUCCAACAGACAUGACUGUAGGAGUGGACAGCAUUCAUAUCAUGUGAGUCAGGCCCACAUCUUGACUCUGGAUCAUGCGUUUUACACUGCGACCCCGGAGUGGCUGCUUGGUGCUGUGUCUUUCUGUCUCUCUGCUCACCCUGCUGCUGCAGAGCCUCUGGGUGCCUCCAGAGAUGACCAGAGAGGAGCCGGCAGGUGCAGGGAGGUCUCCUGAGGAACAGGGUCAUCAUGGUAACAGCGUGCGAAGACUGGCUCUACGCUUAGAGGCUCUGAGCUCUCAGGUGCAACGGCUAGCGAGGGAGAGAGACGCUCCCCAGCCUGCUAAAGAGGAACUUACCAACCUUCUGCAAAGUCUCCGGCAGGACCAGGAGGGUUUGGUGCGGUCCGUGGAGAGAGAGCUACAGAGAAUGGCCCAGAAGCUGGAAAGCCUCGGUCAUCAGCCCCACACACCACGACCACAAGAUGACCACAGACCGCAGACAGGUCUCCGUGAGGUUUGUGAGGUGCCCGAGGACCCUGUGUAUCCCCACUGUGCUGAGAAAGUUGAGUUCCUGCAAGCCCGUUGGGACUCAGACCCCUGCUAUGCUUUCUAUGGGGUGGAUGGUACCACCUGCUCCAUCCUGACCUACCUGAGUGAGAGAGAAGACUUCUGUCCCCCCCACCCUGGAAGAAACCAUUCAGCACCACCAUGGCACCAGCAACCACACACCCACAAAGAGAAGGCAGAGGUCCGGACGACUCUGAGGCCAUUGUAUGAGGUGUUUGGUGGAAUUCCGGGUCCUGCAGGAAGGUUCAUCUGGUCCAGGGUGGAGAGGCUGUCUGCAUGCUGGAUAAAGGCGGGACAUAGCAUACGAGAGAACACCAUUAAGACGACUUCACUGCAGAAGAGGGUCCUGCUGUACCCGGGGGUCCUGUCUGGGGGUGCGGGUCAGCGGUUCGGGGCCAUGGUGGACCAAGGGGGGCCUCUGGGGGAGCUGGUGCAGUGGGCUGACCUCAGUGCCUCUCUCUUCAUCCUGGGUCACAAUCUGACCUUUACCACCUCCCAGAACCACCUGCACAGUGUGAUAGGUGCAGCCCCGGGCAAAGGAAGCUGCCCCAUCCAGAGGCCCCUGCCCUUUGACCUCAUCUAUACAGACUACCACGGCCUCGCCCAUCUCCAGGGAGCCAUGGGGCUGGCCUUCCAACACUACCAAUGCCGCUUCCGAAUCCUUGACUCUUUUGGUACGGAACCGGCUUUCAACCUAGGGACGUAUGCCCGUAGCCAUGGUUACAACACGCUAUGGGGAAGCUGGCGUCUACAGCCAUUGCAGUACAUGACCAUGUUCCCUCAUACCCCUGAUAACUCGUUCCUGGGGUUUGUGAGUGAGGAGGCGAUGGUGGAGCAGGAGGAGAGGGAGGAGGAAGUGGAGCCAGGGCCUUACAGGAAGGACAACACGGCUGUGGUCUAUGGGAAACAGGACUACAUGUGGCAGGGCAAGGAGCGUUAUCUGGAGGUGAUCAGUCAGGAGCUGGAGACCCACGGCACAGUGUACCAGCCUCCAGGCCACUCCGCUCAGCUGCCCAGUAACAUCAUCAACCACGGCCUGCUGACCCAGGAUCAGUUCUUACAGCUCCUCAGAAGAGCCAAGGUGUUUGUGGGCCUUGGGUUUCCAUAUGAGGGUCCAGCUCCUUUGGAGGCCAUAGCUUUAGGGUGUGUCUUCCUCCAGCCGCGCUUCCAGCCCCCUCGCUCCUCUGAAAACAGUGACUUCUAUAAAGGGAAGCCCACAACACGACAGGUCUCCUCCCAGCACCCCUAUGCUGAGGAGUUCAUCGGUAAACCCUACGUUUGGACCGUGGACAUGACCAACACUACUGACGUUCAAGAGACGGUCAGGGCUAUUCUACGCACAGAGGUCAAGCCCUUCACCCCUCGAGAGUUCACCAGUGAAGGGAUGCUGGAAAGGGUCCAUGCUUACAUCACUCAUCAGGACUUCUGCAGCGUGUCCUUCCCUACCUGGCCACCUGAGAGCGCUCUGAGAAUACACCUGGGCCCCCUGGGCCAGUCGUGUGUGAGUGUGUGUCGACGUGCCUCCCUGGUGUGUGAGCCGGCAUUGUUCCACCACCUCAACAACCCCGCAGCGUUCACCAGACUGGGCCUGUCCUGCUCCAACAUGGACCAGGAAGUGGACAACCAUAUAUUUCCUGCCUACAGCCCGUGGGGUCGUCGCUGCGGCCUGCAGCGGGAGCGUCUCCUGUUCAGCUGCGCUGGGUCCGAUCCUGUCCACCGCAGACUCUGUCCCUGCAGGGCCCACCGGGCAGGACAGGUGGCGCUGUGUCCUGACUGCCUCUAAGGGGCAGACUCUGGGGAUUCUCAUUGGAGAAAAAGGAGGAAAUGGAAGGUUGAAGUGCAUCCUAUGUCUGGAGUCAUGUUCACUAGGCACGAAGCAAAAGAAAGCACCUCUCCAUUUCAGUUGGUUAUCUGAACAUGUCCAAUAGGAAAUGCUUUUUUUCGUUCUAUUGCAAAAUUUUGUUACAGUGUGCCCUGAUGAACACAACCCUAGGCUCACAGGAAAUGGAUGUCACGUUCCCGGUUUAUCUGAUAUCACUCAGGAAGAAAGAAGAUAUAGAGCCCUGAUCCGUCAUGUCUCCUCAGUUGCACAAAGGAAUAGGUGUAACGUAGGCAAAACACGUUUUCUGUCUCUCCAUAUAGGCUUGACAUUACUUGGCCUCACACAGGAUAUAUCAGUGUUGUUCAUUCCCAGUAUAUCUGAUCUCUCUGCCUUCGCCUAUGUGGCCUGUAAAGUGACCACAACCCACUCUAUGAUAAACUGAGUCAGGCCUCUAAGCAGUUUUACAACCAGAGAGUCCAUCACAUCACAUUCAAGUAAUAGCUUCAACAGAGGGCCAUCACUCAUUGAUGUGGGGUGAAUUUAAUGAAGUAAUACACAAUGUUGCAGGUGGAAAUGUGAUGUGUAGUGCUGACAUGACCCACGGUUCUAAAUGACAAACAGCCAUACCUGAUCUACACAAUACAUUUCUAUCAUAACGUUCUCUUGAACAGACUUCCAUAGUAGUGGUGGACUGGGGCGUGUGGGAUUACUAGCCAUGUACAACGGCCGCUCGCGUCGCAUCGCCGGCCCUGAAUAUUACCUCAAUCCUCCUCGGAUGCGUGACAGAGUAAAUAAUGGGGGCCAGAGCCAUGUAUUUAAAAAUAGUCAAAAUUAUAGAAUUUUGAAUAUUGUUCUAAUUAUAGAUAUUCAGUUACAUAGUAUUAAGUAUUCCACAUGUAAUGUUAAUGAGGAGCUAAAAUGGCUGCCAUAGAAUGUUGAAGUGUCAUGUAAAUGCAUCAUAAUACAGAAAUCAUAUUGGCCCAACUCUCUAAAUACUUGGCUCUGAUGGGGGCCAUUAUCAGAGUGAAUCAUGGGUAAUCAGCACUGAAUGUCUUUGAGAGGGCAAGGCAAUAAGACCACGAUUAUUCUCUCAUAUAAACACAGUCAAAAUGCUGUACUAUACGCUAUGUGUACUGUAUAAGAUAUGUGUUUAUAUGACAGAAUAUUAAUAGUGUUAUUGCCCUAUUGCCUUUUGAUAUGAUAUAUCAAAAGUGAUCUGGCUGAACUUGUACAGAGGACGUAGAGAGGACGAUUUUGAAGGACGGUAUCCUGCUCAGGAGCGAAUGUUGAACUGAACUAACAAACAGACCCGAGCCAAAUGAAGUGAGGGGUGAUGGGUCACAAAAAUGAGUGUGGAGGUUGGGAAGCCUGUCUUCUUCUCGCCUGGCUUCUUCCAUCACCCCUUUCUCUAUAUAUAAGAGUGAGGGAAGAAGUAAGAGACCGAAACAGACGUAAAUGAAUAGCUCUAAACUGAGGGCUCUUAUCUCUUAGAAGUGAUCGGGUGGGGGCUUACACAGUGCAGCUGCUAGCCUAGCUUCAGUCCAAGUCCUUGUCUAUGGGCUCCUUCACCUAAAACUAGAAAACUGAGAGAGGGUUUCUCAGAACAGACACACGUGAUUACCGUGACUGUCCCAAUGCACUCCGCGUAACCCAAACACAACACAGCACAGCUCAGGAAUUGGACUGGACCACUCAGGGCUGUGACAGGAUUGGUCGACAGGAUGACGGACAGCUCAGUGACUGUAAAACGGCUGUCUAAAACAACAGUGGAACUGACAUAAGCAGAAUGUUUAGCAAAUUCAGCUGGUCCUGUCAAGUGAGACUUGAAUGUGACUUGACGUACGUUCCAAAGAUGAUAAGAGUGAAUGGACUUUUGUUUUGUUUCAAGGCACUGUUCAUCAGUUAUGGAAAAUAAAAUUGUACUUGACCCAAAGGAAUUAUACAAUGAGAAAUAAGUU